AUGAGUCAGGUAUUUCCCAGCCUGCCGGCAGCGGCGACUGUGUGCAGCCGAGGCCGGAGCUGCCUCAAGUCUCCCCUGCGAGCUCCAUGGAGAAGGCAGCGGCCGCGGCGCAGAGCAGCGGCGGCGACGCGGUCUCGGCGGCAAACAGCGGCAGCAACAGCAGCAGCCGGAGUAGCAGCCGACCCACUUCGGCCGGUUCGUCGCCUUGCUCCUCCGCCAGUCGGGGGCUCUCGGGUCGGCAAGGAGGAGGAGGAGCGGAGUCGGCAGCAGCAGCAGCAGCAGCGGGGAGGCCGGAUGGAGGCGGCGGCGGCGGCAGCAGCAGCAGCCCCAGCUCGGCCGCGGCCAGUCCGGGCGGGAGCAGCGGCGGCGUGGCGGGGCUGGCGGCGGGCAGGAGGACGGAGCCGGUGCUCGAGGGGUCCCUGAGCAAAUACACCAACCUCCUCCAAGGCUGGCAAAGCAGGUACUUUAUGCUGGAUUUUGAGAACGGAAUUCUACAAUAUUUUGUGAAUGAACAAAGUAAAAACCAGAAGCCACGAGGGGUGUUGUCUUUAGCUGGGGCUGUAGUUUCCCUCAGUGAUGAAGCUCCAAACAUGUUGGUGGUGUACUCUGCUAAUGGAGAAAUGUAUAAACUGAGAGCUGGUGAUACAAAGGAGAGACAGUACUGGGUGACUCAGCUCCGAUCUUGUGCCAAGUACCACACGGAAAGUAGUUCGAAGAGCACUCCCACCUCACGAAUGAAAGGCUUGUCUUUGAUGCCUCUUGGAGCAGCCAGCUCUACAUCUUUCAGUUCUCAGAAAAGCCUGAAUCAGUGUGGAGCACCAGUUGUCACCAUUACGCAUCACAAAUCACCUGCCGCAGCCCGAAGAGCUAAGAACCAGUGUCCUGGCCAGCUCCACGAAGUCAGAGAGAUCAUGAGCCAGGUGGAGGGACAACAGAAGAAUCUUGUGCAAGCCAUUGAAUCCCUCCCGGGUUCUGGCCCUCUUUCUGCCUUGGAUCAAGACUUGCUUCUUUUAAAAGCUACCUCUGCUGCUGCCCUCAGCUGCCUUGGUGAAUGCCUGCAUUUGCUGCAACAGAGCAUAAACCAAGUGAGCCCACCCAGUAAUAGGACAUUGUCUUCAGACAACAUCCUAGGAUUGCAAGGGCCAAAGUCACAUUCCGCAGAGCCACUGAAAAAUGGUGCCAUUAGUUCUCUGACAGCUGCUAGUGCCAAUCUAACAUGGUCGAUAGUACCAGCUACGACAGGUGAUGAACAAACACUGCCAACCACAGAGCUUUCAGCUCGUGAAUUGAUCCUGGUUGAGGAUGAGGUGACAGAUACUGAAGAUAAUGCAGAGGAUGAUUUAGGAGUCAUGGAAGAUCAGCGUAGCAUAAUUCUUCAUCUCAUCUCACAACUCAAACUUGGAAUGGACCUAACCAGGGUUGUCCUUCCAACUUUUAUUUUGGAGAAGAGGUCCCUGCUGGAAAUGUAUGCAGACUUCUUGGCCCAUCCAGACAUGCUGUUGUCAGUCGCAUCUGGAACCACUCCUGAGGAGAGAAUAAUUUACUUUGUGGAGUAUUACUUAACAUCAUUUCAUGAAGGCCGAAAAGGAGCUGUAGCCAAGAAGCCCUACAACCCAAUAAUUGGAGAAACUUUUCACUGCUCUUGGGACGUGCCUAAAGACCGAGUGAAUCCAUUGAGAACUCACAAUGCCUCUUCAAGUAUUAAAACCAAGACUGUACCUGAAUGCUAUAAGCUGAGGUUUGUAGCCGAACAAGUAUCCCAUCACCCACCAGUAUCUUGCUUUUACUGUGAGUGCAAGGAGAAGAUGUGUGCAAAUGUUCAUGUAUGGACCAAGAGCAAGUUCAUGGGGAUGUCUGUAGGUGUUUCUAUGGUAGGUGAAGGCAUUCUUUAUCUAACGGAGCAUGCGGAGGAAUAUGUAUUCACGCUACCUUGUGCCUAUGCGCGCUCUAUACUUACCAUUCCUUGGGUGGAGCUUGGAGGUAAAGUCAACAUUCACUGUGCCAAGACUGGCUACUCUGCUGCGGUCACAUUCCACACCAAGCCUUUCUAUGGAGGAAAAGUACACAGGGUUACAGCAGAGGUGAAGCAUAAUCCAACCAAUACCAUAGUGUGCAAGGCACAAGGGGAGUGGAAUGGCACACUGGAAUUUACAUACAGCAGUGGAGAAACCAAAAUAAUUGACACCACCAAAUUACCCAUAAUCCGCAAGAAGAUCAGACCAAUAGCUAAACAAGGCUCAUUUGAAUCAAGGCACCUGUGGCAACAUGUCACCAAUGCUCUGAAAGAAGGCAACAUUGGUAUAGCAACAGACCACAAGCGCUUCCUUGAGGAGAGGCAGCGAGCAGAGGAGAGGCAGCGGGCAACUAGCAAUAAACCCUGGAAACCAAAAUAUUUCAUCAAGGAGGGUGAUGGAUGGAUAUACUUCGAUCCCCUCUGGAAGACUCAUUGAUAAGCGCACCUGGACUCAUAAGCCCAUUUUCUAGAGGCAUUAAAAAGAUGCACUAUUUAAAUUUCAGGUGUGAUUAAGUCUUGCUAUAAAUUAAAGCUGCGUACUGUGAAUAAUGCAGCUCAGAAUAGCUAAAAGCUCAAGUUUAUUGAAGAGCCAUUUUGCGUGCAUAUAUUACACAUGCACAGUUCUUACUGUGGAUUUAUUAUAUAGAAGUCUAUUAUAUAUACACACAGACAAUUAAGGAUUUGAUCUUUUGCACUCAAGUCAAUGUGUACCACAUUGCUUGCAGGAUCAGGCUUCACAUUGGUAAUUAACACUUUUUUAGUAUUAUUAAUUGAAGUUUUCUAUUUUUCACAUUGCCAAAAAAGUUUUGCACUUAAAACCACUUGACACUGACAGCUGUUUCAUGGUCAAGCCCGUGACUUAAAUGACUUGCUUUAUUUGACACAGGAAUGAUAUUUUCUUUGGGUAUCCAAAAGCAUGUAUCUGUCUCUGAUUCAUGCUCCAGCACUCGUUCCUGGCUUGUUGUAGGAUGUAAGAAAUAUCUAAGCAGCCUUGUUCUUCUAUAACCCCCAUUUUUCCAACAGUAUGUUUUGCGUGCCCAUUUGUCAUUCUUUUGUUCCUUCGAUAUUUAGUUCUUUUGGCAAGUCAUUUGCCAGUGGAUACAUCAAAGGCUUCUGCAAUACCAUGUUUUAUAGACCAUUAAUUGUUCUUUCAAUCACAAGUAAUCCUGGCUUGCUUAUAUGUACUAUUCCUUUGGCUACACUAAUUGCUUUGAUAGUGAGCCCAUAUAUACAGAGCAUAUGUUCAGCCUAUUAAGAAAUUACCAGUUCUACAAUAAAAAAUAAACGUAGCCGCUGAGGCUAAUAUUCUUAUGGUAAAGGCUUUAGGAAGUGUAAAAGAGACACUCUAACAUGUUGAGUGAUAUUUUAAGUAGAGUCAGAGAUUUACUAUGGAAUAGUUUUGGGGGGCCCUAAUUGGAUUUUUCAAAUACUGCUUAUCAGCUGUUUGGGAGAAGAGAAUGGACAAGGAAAUCAAGCUCUGUGUUCCCUAUCAACUUAUUAGUGAUAUUUAAAGUAGGCCCAGCUCCUGGGCUGGACUGGGGAAUUGUGUAUGCAGCAGCUGGGUGGCAUGCAUGACUUCCCCAUCCACCUAGAGAGGUGCAUGACGCAGCUGUGUCAAGGUUUGAAGAUUCUUGAAUGUCUCUAAGCUCUAGAUGGUUCAAGAAGUUGACACUAAGCAUUUAGUCUGUAUCUCUCUCUGUGGUUUUAAUACGUUGACCUAUUCAUAAAUGGGACCAGGAUGUAUGAAUAACCCUACUACGAGGGGACUGCAAAAUCCAUGUCACUGUAGGAAAAGGCCACGUAAAUCUACUAUGAAAUUGACAUUUUAUAAAGUUAAGAUGGCUAAAUCCCUAGUUGCGCUUCAGUGUAGCUGUAUGUCUGCUCAUAAUUCUUAAGUGGCAAAAUAGGUUUAAUUUGAAUUUAAUGUAUCAGUGUAGAAUGUUUUCUGCUCAGUCAUUAAAAUCAUCUUUACAGUGCCCCUUUAAACAUUCUAUGUAUUAGUUUUGAAUACUGAACUUUACAUUGUAUCAUUUUUUGUGCCUUGUCUGCUUGAAUUCACUACUUGCAUCUUGUAUAUAACAAGGGAAGAUAUACUUGUUAUGGUUUUAACAUUUUCUUCAGCAGAAAUCUAAGGUGGCAGUCCAGACUAUACACAUUCGUCUAUAUAAAAGGAUGUAUUACAAAGUUAGCAUUAUCAUUGCUUUAACUCUUUAUUUAAAGAGCAUCAACACUCACCUGAAUACCUAGUGAUCAAGCCCCACACUUUGCCCUACUUAUUGUAUACUUGUCUCAGCAUAUGAAAACCCAUUGUAUUUAUAAAAGAAGACUUUUCUUAAAUGUGUUUAAACCCUAUUUUAAAGGAAAUAAAACUGUGCAUCCUCAAUGUAAUGUAUAGAAAUCUUGUUUUUAAAAGGAAAGCUUUUUUAGAUGAUUUUCUCUUAUCAAAUAUUAUGUAUGAAUGGACUCCAGUAGCUGGAGACCUAAUUUGCACUGCUUGUAUAAACUGAAUUUUUUAAAGGUUGGCCUGGUAAAGAACUGAUAAACCAUAGCAAAUUACCAAAUACUUGAGUAGUCAUCUGAAAUAACAAAAUACCACCUCUCUGUAUUGUAUUUUGCUCAUUCACCAAAGAAGUGGUUACAUUCUUAGAUAACAUCAAUUAUAUAAAUUCAAAUCUCUCUCUCAAGUCCAGGAUUGCAUAUUCCUUUGCUGCUUUGAUAGUGGUUAUCAGUGUUACAAGAGGUAGCUACACUUGAAUGAACACUUUACAAUUCUGGUGUAUUAAGAGUCCUUUUUCACAUGGUCACUCUACAAUGCAUGAUAAAAAAACACCAUUCAUGUUCUGGCAAAUAUCUUGCUUUCUUAAUGUUAUCCGUUCAACACUUGUUGCUACUAUUUAAAUAUGCUAGUGUUUAUUUCCCAAGACUAACAGGCCCAGGUUCACAUUUGGAU
Messenger RNA from Elgaria multicarinata webbii, 4964 nucleotides. It is a transcript of the gene OSBPL10, whose product is annotated as oxysterol binding protein like 10. Lineage: Eukaryota; Metazoa; Chordata; Lepidosauria; Squamata; Anguidae. Gene Ontology annotation, molecular function: cholesterol binding. Gene Ontology annotation, cellular component: membrane; intracellular membrane-bounded organelle; cytosol. The record is from RefSeq and is a predicted model, not a curated record. The transcript has 12 exons. The coding region runs from base 87 to 2450 and encodes 787 amino acids.